CAUAGACGUGUGUAACAAGGUAAACAAGAGAAAUCGAACAGACCUUGACAAGUAAAAUGAAAACUGACACUCGGGAUAUUAUAGAUGAAGAAAUUAUUUUACGUGCUAAUUACGUUUUUGGACGCAUAAACCCUCCAGUAACGUGUAAUAGCGUCGACGAGAUAGAUGUCUUACACUUUGUAUCAAUAUAUUUGGUCCUUACAGAGGAGGAAAUUCCAGGGUCAAAGAAUAUGACUUCAGAAAGAACAAAGCAAACAAUUGGUCAGUUUAUGAUCAAUACCAUAUCGGACGACAUUCUCCACCUGCCAUUAGAUCACAUCACAGGCAAGGGCAUUGUCGAUAAAGACAGAAGAACUCUGAAAGAUCUGUUAGACAUUUUCAUCGAAUUGAUUGAAGCGUCAGACUUUGAUCCGGAAAAUGACACUCCUUCACUUUUGAGGGAUAGCAGGACUAUCCCACCAAGCAUCAGACAUGCCUUGAGAGAUAUCGAAGUAAGUGCAGCACAGAUGAUUGGAUCGAUAUCAAAAUUAAAGGAUGCUGCAUCAUCAAAAAAGGCACAGACAAGAUUUACCCAGACCACGCCUACACAGUUUAUGUCAUCAUCUACUAGUCCUGUUACAUGGGGAAAAGUUCUGUACAAUUAUCAAGACAAAGGUAAACAGAACAAACAAUUUGAAAGUCAGCUACCAUCAAGAAGAGCCCUAGGGUCAUUGUCUAACUAUUCUCCACGUCGUUUGACAAAAUCUUGCAAACUAAAACCCGUCAUCAGUACAAAAUGUAAACGCUCAAGUCCAGUUGUUUUCCAGAGGAAAAGGAGUACUGUAAAGCCAAGACCAGUCAAAACAAAGAUAACAAACAAAGAAAACAACGAACAAGCAUUAGGUGAUGAACUGGAAAAAGUUAAAGAAAGACGAAAAGAAAUCACACAACAAAUAUAUCAGUUACAGAACGAAGAUCAACGUUUACAAACACUUCAAUCCAUCAUGACAAAAGAAUUGAGACUGUUACAAGUUGGCAAUUCGAAAGAGCCAAGGAAAUUACAAAAAAGUUUGACACGACGGAUUACGUCGUCAGCUGUUACAAGACCAGUCUGUUUUAGGUGAUACAAAAGGAUGACCAGCUGACCUUUCAACUCUUUCUAUUGCAUUCU
Messenger RNA from Mytilus californianus (California mussel), 1150 nucleotides. RefSeq lists its product as uncharacterized. Gene Ontology annotation, cellular component: spindle pole; centrosome. The record is from RefSeq and is a predicted model, not a curated record. The coding region runs from base 57 to 1103 and encodes 348 amino acids. The transcript has 10 exons. NCBI's taxonomy places the organism in Eukaryota, Metazoa, Mollusca, Bivalvia, Mytilida, Mytilidae.